CGUGUCCCCGGUUUGGAUUGAGUCUUUAGUUUAGUGUCGACAUACAUGACAUAGAUACUAGUGUGGAUUCUUCAGCAUAAGCUCAACAAUAAUGACAAGGACUGCCAGAAGAAAAGCUAAAAAGAAAUAUGAAGAGGCUAGCACUUGGAGCAAAUUAUCAGUCAAGCAAGUAACUCGAGUUUCAUCAUCUGGGAAAAUGUUUCAGAGGAAAAAAAAGAAACUUAAAACUAGCGAAGUUGAAAAAGUGGAUGAAAAGAAAGAAAGAAUGCGACAAAAGAGAAGGCAGAGAAGAGCAUAUUCUAAAGUGUGUUUUAAGUGUCGUCAGCCAGGACAUCAUUUAGAGGACUGUAAGAAUAAUAAUGAUGAAUUGAACAUUUGUUUUAAGUGUGGAUCUACAGAACAUUCUGUGAAGUCAUGUAAAGCUGUAGUUCCAUCAGGUUCUUACCCAUUUGCUCAGUGUUUUAUAUGUGGAGAAUCUGGGCAUUUAUCACGCUCUUGCCCUGACAAUCCGCGGGGAUUGUAUCCUAAUGGUGGUGGGUGUAAAGUUUGUGGAUCAGUGGAGCACUUCAAAGCAAAUUGUCCUGAGAAAUUUAAUAGCUCAAAGCCAAAAGGGAAAGGUGACUUCAGUCAGGAAGAUGAAGAAGUAGAAAAGACCGAACAAAAUCAUAAAUUAAAACAGAAAAUUGUAAAGUUUUAAAUUUAGACAUCAUGCACUGAAUUAAAUAUUAUCAUAAUAAAAUCACAUUUUUCAGUA
Amphimedon queenslandica is the source of this 754-nucleotide messenger RNA. RefSeq names its product zinc finger CCHC domain-containing protein 9-like. Gene Ontology annotation, cellular component: nucleolus. The coding region runs from base 92 to 697 and encodes 201 amino acids. Gene Ontology annotation, molecular function: zinc ion binding; nucleic acid binding. The transcript has 6 exons. Lineage: Eukaryota; Metazoa; Porifera; Demospongiae; Haplosclerida; Niphatidae. The record is from RefSeq and is a predicted model, not a curated record.